GGUGUUUGAAUAUUUUGCCAUCGGUGAAAGACACUCUGUCAAGAGGCAUAUUACUUUUAUAAAAUAUCAGAGUUAAUAGUUCAUACUUUGUAAACAGUCUAGUUAAAAAAUGCCAGCUCCUCCAUCAGCUUAUGGCCAACACGGCCCCUCAUGUUUUAAUAAAAUAAAAACCGGCUUUAUGAUGGGAUUUUGCGUCGGACUCGGAGCAGGAGCGAUCUUUGGUGGAUUUGGCGGUUUAAGAAUGGGAUUUCGCGGUGCAGAAUUAAUCGGUCAAGUUGGAAAAGCAAUGAUUCAAGGUGGCGGAACUUUUGGUACAUUUAUGGCAAUCGGUUCUGGAAUUAGAUGCUAA
Molecule: messenger RNA, 349 nt
Organism: Dimorphilus gyrociliatus
Lineage: Eukaryota; Metazoa; Annelida; Polychaeta; Dinophilidae
Source: the annotation of a GenBank genome assembly